Molecule: messenger RNA, 967 nt
Organism: Lactuca virosa
Lineage: Eukaryota; Viridiplantae; Streptophyta; Magnoliopsida; Asterales; Asteraceae
Source: the annotation of a GenBank genome assembly
AGAAGUGAACCGGGCAUGAAUUUGAAUAGGACCCAAAGAAAAUGUGGGGAAUUGCCGCUGGAAACCCUACACAGUCGAUAAAAGCAUAUAAAACCCAUCUUCUAUGCCUAUGCCUACGGUUGAUCGGUUGUUUUUGUGAGCGAAUCACAUUCCUCCAAUUGCAGGAAUUUACGAUCAAAACAAGAAGAAGAAGAAGAUAUAGAAAGGGAUUAUGGGGUUUCUUUCAAACAAAAUCGAAAGGAAUGAGAUCAAAGCAGGCGACCACAUCUACACUUACAGAGCCGUCUUUGCUUACUCUCACCAUGGCAUCUAUGUUGGAGGUAACAAAGUGGUCCAUUUUACCAGGGAUCCUGAGAAAAGCUCUUUUGCUUCUGAUGACAUUAUAAUGUCUAAAACAACCUCAACAAGAUGUAAAGCAUAUGCAGACUGUGGAUUUAGAGGACCUGGAAGUGGAGUUGUGAUAUCCUGCCUGGACUGCUUCCUCCAAAAUGGGGCCCUCUAUCGGUUUGAAUCCACAGUCUAAGCAAAGCUGAAUUCUGUGCCAAAGUACGAGGUGGCAGUUGCACGACUGCCAAGUCAGAUGAUGAAGCGGAUACAGUCAUCCACAGAGCCAUGUAUCUGCUUCAUAAUGGAUUUGGGGAUUAUUAUGUGUUUAGGAACAACUGUGAGGACUUUGCUUUAUAUUGCAAGACAGGGGUUUUGAUUGUUGAAAAGGAGGCUGGGUCAGGGUGGGGAAGAAGUGGACAGAUUUCAUCUGUAUUGGGUGUUCCGUGGUUGUUACUGUGACAGCUGGCAUGUAUUGCCUCACCAGAUACGCAACUGAUAUUGGAGUUAGAGAUGAUGUUGUCAAGGUAAAUGUGGAGGAUUUGGGGGUCAAGAUCAAUCAUCUAAAACAACAAAAAUGAAAUUUUUACAUUUAUUUAUUAUUAUUUGGAUUUGAUGGAUAUGGUUUGUGGAUUGUUGCAGG